Molecule: messenger RNA, 3004 nt
Organism: Eleginops maclovinus (Patagonian blennie)
Lineage: Eukaryota; Metazoa; Chordata; Actinopteri; Perciformes; Eleginopidae
Gene: zbtb22a
Product: zinc finger and BTB domain containing 22a
Exons: 4
Coding region: 217-2262 (681 amino acids)
Biological process (GO): regulation of transcription by RNA polymerase II
Molecular function (GO): RNA polymerase II cis-regulatory region sequence-specific DNA binding; DNA-binding transcription factor activity, RNA polymerase II-specific; protein binding
Source: RefSeq, a predicted model, not a curated record
GGCUCACUGAUGCUUCUCACUCUACCAGCUAGCAUCAGCUACGCCUACGGGCAAGCUGCUGUUGGCAUUUACGAGCUUGCCUUUUUACAACAAAAAAUGCAUUUGUACUUUGAAUACGGAAUUUGCGAACUUUAAAGCUGGUCUGCAAAUAUCCAGUGACUUCCCCUAUCCAAGCGAAAAGCUCGACAUAUCGACAUAUCUAAGUGGUGUGUGAGCAUGGAUCCGACCUGCAGUGCCUCUGUGGCUCCAGCUGGUCUGACAGUGCAGGUGUGUUUCCCCGGGGCCCGGGCUGCUGUUCUGGACAAUCUGAACCGGCAGAGGGAAGAGGGCCGGCUGUGUGACCUCUCCAUCCAGGUGCAGGGACAAGUGUUCAGAGCCCACCGCUGUGUGCUUGCUGCCUCCUCGCCUUACUUUCAUGACCAGGUGUUGCUGAAGAAUGUCACCAUGGUCUCCCUCCCCUCAGUGAUGGACCCGGUGGCUUUCGAGAGCGUCCUGAGCUCUGCCUACACGGGCCAGCUGAGCAUCGUGCACGACGACAUAGUAAACUACGUCACUGUGGCCAGUUUCCUACAGAUGUGGCACAUUGUGGACAAAUGCACAGAGAUCUUGAAGAGACCCCGUCCCUCAGUGGAAGCCCCCUCUGGAGAGCCCGCUGUGGCUCACCCCGGCACUGCAUCUCGCCAGCAGUCCCCCAGCAGCACCGACUGCUUAUAUCUGGAGAGGGAGGAGAGAAAGAAGGAGAGAAAGCCUGAUGCCUUGCCUCCUUUGGCCACAUGGAGACGCCCACAGCAGUUUCCUAGAUGGGGGAGACUGCGGCCUUCCUCAGCCCAGCACUUAGCCGACUCUCAGCUGGACACUCUGCCCAGCUACGCAGAGAGUGAUUACACCAGCUGUGAGGAGGCAUGGGUAACAGGUCAUGCCAAAACCAGCCACUUUGCUCAUGACGGAGCGGGCCACAAUAGCCGGUGUUAUGGGGGGUUCCCCGGUGGUGAAGCAUUGAAGCAGAAAAUCAGGUUUCAACAGCGGGGAGCACUGCCCAGCGCUGAGAGACUGCCUGAUAAGAUUAGAGAGAGCGCAGACUAUGAUGAGACACCAGAGAAGAAGAGGAAGGAGAGAAGAGAGAUUGAGGCAGAUGAGGGACUUGGAGAAGUUGAGGUGGAGAAGAAGGGAAGCUUUCCACAAAUGGGACACUGUGACUUCCACCCAAUGUCAAAUGAGAAUUUAGGCUCUGGACAAGCUGCGGUAAAAGUGAUUUGUGAGGAGGCCAAGGGGAAAGUUCAGAGAAAUGUUCCCAGUGUUCAUGAGUGCCAAACAGGUGAAGCAGUUCCGGGCACUUCCUGUCCAGCUUCAGCUCGGCUGCAGUGGCAGACGGCGCCUUGGUCCCAACCAGAGCAGAGGCCACAGGAGGGGGAGGGCUGUAGUAAAGAUGAGGAAGACGUGGACUUUGAAUGCUUCACAGAAGGGGCUUUCAGCAAGGACACAUACGAUGAGAUUGAAGACGGCACGGGACAGGUUUCCCAGAGGCCUCUAGUGCCUGUGUCUCCUGACUUCACCACGGCAGGGGCAGAGGUGAACUGGCCCUCCACCAGCGCAGGACAGGGCAGCUCAUUGACUCCUACUUCAAGUCGCCAUGUGUCUCCACCCUCUGCCGCAUUUCCGCCACCCUCCUCACCCCCGACCCCAUCUUCAUCCUCCUCAGUGUCGCACGCUGGCGCCCCCUACACGGGCAAAGUCCAUUUCUGUCACUGCGGCAAAGCCUACACCCUGAAGAGCAUGCGCGACCGCCACGUCAAGAUGCAGCACCUCAACCUACGGCCCUUCGGAUGUCCUGUUUGCACAAAGUCCUUCAAGAUGAAGCACCAUCUAACCAAGCACCUUAAAACGCACGGGGGGCUGCGGCCCUAUGAGUGCGGCCUGUGUGGGAAGAAAGUCAUCUGGAGGGACAGCUUCCUCCGGCAUCAGGCCCGAUGCGAGAGACUGGCCUCCAGCUCGUCGGCUAACGGAAACAACGCUAGCACAGCCGCAGACGUUAUAGCCGACAGCUACAGUUACGCUUUUGAAGACGGGGGGGCUUUUCUUGCAGCGGGAGGACAGGUGAAAGUGGAGGAGGCGGAUUUUCACGGGGAGAUGGAGGACGGGAUGCAUGGCCUGUUGGGUAGCGUGUCGGGGAUUGUGGAUGAGUUAAGAACUCAGUCGCAAAAUUUGGACACAGGUAGUCAUGUUUUUAAAGAGGAGGCGAGUGAGAGCUUUGGCGGGAACUAGAAAACGUAAAUGUGAAACUGUUAAUAAAUUCAAGAAAGUUAUAUGGAGUCACAAAGGCUACGGACGCCCUAAACGGCCAUGAUUUUAAAUAUUUAAAUUUCUCAGUUUUCCCAUAAUAGCAAAAUAAAGUUGUUGUUUUUUGUAUCCUAAAAAACUUAAUUUUGCUUUACGGAGACAAUUUUAUCUAGAUCUCAAGAAUAUUUUUUGAUAAUGACACGUGUGAUAUUGAAAAAGAAAUGAAAUUCACUUUUGGGGAAAUGGAAUAAAGUAAACUAUGGCUGUUAUCUUGGGAACACAACAAUUGAUAUUCCGACAAGAUCACAUAAAGAAGUUGUAUUCUCCUGAAAUCAAAUCAAAUGUUUGAACCAUGGCCUUCUAGGGCUUUUGUACUUUGUAGCAGCUCCUUUUUUUUCAUCCUUUUAUCUACCUUCUUUCUGUGUCAUGUAUAUUUUGAAAAAAAAGGAAAAAUCUUUAUCGGAGUAACAGCUUUUAAAGCACAUGCAAUGUUGCCUUUUUUUUCACGACUGUUGUCCGUGCACAUCUGUGUUGUGAAUGUACUGCGAGAGCCCAAUUUAAAAUCAUUUGCGUUUUGCACAUAAAUUAUUUUUAUUUGUUAUUUGCCAUUGAUAAACAAAAUAAAAGCAAGGGUAUACAAAUGUUUUCUGUGCCAUAUUGAUGUCUAUUCUCUCUUAUAAAUCUUGAGUUAUAUGGUAAUUAAACUUUGGAUUUUUUUCAAUGACAA